CUCUGCACACGGCACUGUAAACACAUGGGCGACGAGUUCAUGGUCUUCAUUCCACCUGUUAAUGACAGCACAAAUAUCGUCAUCAUAGGACCCGCAAAUAUUUCCCUCAAGCCCUAUGGGGAAUUGAAGAUAGAGAUAACUAACGACAGUUCCACCACUACAUCCUUCAUGUACCUCAAAGUAGACCAACCAACCGCUGCACCCGAGGGACUAACUGCACCCAACCUUAAGGUGUUGAAUAUAAAUGCAACAGAGCCUGUCAACGUGUAUGUACAAUCAUCCCAGGGCGGCGCCUUCACGGCGUUGAGAAAACCAGCUUAUAAAUUGCUACCCAAAGGCUUCGUGAUCGCUACCACUGACCCAGGUCCUGCAUGUAGUACAUAUGUAGUGGUGGUUGCCUAUGUGGAUGACGUCAUGAUCAACGGAACAAUUCGUGGCGAUAAUGCACAUGCAGUCUUUGAACAUACGAAUAAGAUAUUGUUCAAUGGUGAUACAUUUUAUGAGAGAAUCGAGAGAAAAGGAGAGACGUUUCUCAUUACGAGCAAAAUGGAUUUAUCCGGGACUAUUAUCUACCCUGAUAAACCAGUUGCCGUGUAUGCGGGAGUUGAAUGUGGAAAAUCCACUUCUAGUGUUUUACUUAAAACCAUACAGAUUCCUGUCAUAACCCAACAAAGCUCAUCAUAUAUCCCUGUAUCCAUCAACCAUGAAAGCUUUACCAAUGCGACAUUCAAAGAAAUUAGAAGAGACGGUGCCCGGAAGGACAUCGGUCCAGCGGUCGAGCAAACUGAACGAAGUAUUCAGUCGUCGUGGAUGGUGGUACAAACUGUGAAGAUACAUACGCUGGACACACAUGGCUUACAGAAUAGUUUUCUUCAGACCCUUUUCAACAUGUAUGCCAAGUUUAACUACAGCUUAGUGGCAUUCAAGGGCUUCAACACAACUAUCGUCAUUGUUCAGACAAAGUGCGAUGAUUGUGACUCCAGCUUCCUACUUGACCAGGUCGACAUCUACGGAAGUGACAUCAUUGUUCUCCUGAACACCAGCAGCACACUCUCCUUUCAAACAGAGGUGGAACCAGGAAUCCAUUUUCUUCAGUCACCAACGGUAUUCCGACUCUACGCUUAUGGGAUCAGUAAUACUUCGGUCUACAGUUACGAUGCGCCUUGUGUUUCCCGUAACUUUUCAGUAAACAAAGUUCAAAAGACAACGGAGAAUGACACACAUGCAUCGGUCACAUCGAAGAGUGACGAGACAUCUGUGACAACGGAAAGUGACCAGUCAGCCGAAACAACGACCAGUGCAGUGUCAUCUGUGACAACGGAAAGGGAUCAGUCCUCCGUAACAACGGACAGAGAAGUAUCAUCCGUGACAAUGAACAGCGCCGAGACAUCCGUGACAACGGAAAGUGAUGUAUCAUCCGCAACAAAUAACAGCGCCGAGACAUUCGUGACAACGGAAAGUGAUGUAUCAUCCGUGACAAUGAACAGCGCCGAGACAUCCGUGACAACGGAAAGUGAUGUAUCAUCCGUGACAAUGAACAGCGCCGAGACAUCCGUGACAACGGAAAGUGAUGUAUCAUCCGUGACAAUGAACAGCGCCGAGACAUCCGUGACAACGGAAAGAGACCGGUCAUCCGUGACAACGGAGGGUACCACGGCAUCAGCUGAGAUUCACACCAUUCACACCACAAUAUCGACUAUAACAUGGAGCACAGACCAAACACCACCCGAGUCACCAAGCGGUCCCACAUCUGCAACUGGCACGAUAACGCCCAACAUGAGCCCAGCUGGAACAAACAAGUCUGAAAUGAGAAGAAUCUGUCCAAAUAAAUCCUGUGUAUGCAGAAGCAAGGCAAGCCCGCCUGAUACACGUGACUCACAGCUAGCGGCACUGAAAGCUCAUUUGGCAGUUGAUACCCGAAACGUCGGUGCCAAGUUUCGGUCCAAGAACAGCAUCCAGGACCGCCGACCUUUGGCCACAGCGCUGGGGUGUGUUGGAAUCAUUAUCACCUUCAGUCCGAUGGUAAUAAUCUUCCUCUUGGACAUAAGGAAGCUGGUAACUGCUGUAAAAAGAUUGUAUGCCAUUUGAUAGAUGGGUCAUCGGAACAUAUUUACUGCGAUAUGUACACUUGCUGGCUGAAUAAAAUGUACUUGUUGGCGGCGAUAUAUGUCACAGCGGAACAACUUGCUGGCUGAGAGAGCUGUUUUCUCUGUACAUGUAGACGGCAACAUAUGUCACAGCGGAACAACUUUCUGGCUGAGUGAGACGUUUGUCUCUGUACCCGUAGACGGUGAUAUAUGUCACAGCGGAACAACUUGCUGGCUGAGUGAGGUCCUUGCUUUUGUGCAUACGGACAACUUUGCUACAGCGGUACUACAUACUGAAUAAAUGAGUGGGUGGUUUGAUGCAACCGAUUUGACGAGAGACUGGGAUACCGUCUGGGAGUGGGACAUAUGGCAUAGACUUAUAAUAUUUCCGAAUGAUGAUUGGUCCCUCAGUACAAAGCUUUUUAAAGUUGUUAAUCCCUCCACAUAAACAAUCAGACUUAAAGAACGAUUGAAGAUCAUUUAAAGAGAUAUACACCUAAUUGCAGUCGUGACACCUACCCUUUCUGAUCAGUACAUUCACUUCAACUCCAGCAACCCCCCCAAACACUGGCACCAAAUCCAGACUGACCAAGAGUGCCAAGAACAUCUGCUGCAGCAACCUUGACCUUGGCCAUGAACUAAAACAUCUGCAGCCAGCAAGUUUUCAGCAAUCUCAACCAGUUACAGUCAGGACGACAAUCCCCACCACGCUCCAGCCCAAACCAACCCGCCCAGAAUCCGCCCCCAUCACAUUCACCCUACACUACGUUGGCAAGAACUCUCAUCAAAUCAAAGGAUGACUAAAGCACCAAUCAGGCUUCGAUGCCAUCUUCGCUACCUCCCCAUCCCGUAGUACCAUCCUCCAUCCUAAUGGGCGCAACCCUCCCUCCUACAAGCAACCCCCGACAAGAGUGAUCUAUAAGACUAAAUGUCACUACGGCAACUCGUACAUCGGGGAUACCUCCCGCCCAGCAGAUACCUGCGUCAAAGAAGUAAAGACUUCAACAGCCAAAGCAGACGACAACUCAGUCCUCUCAGAUCACCAGCAACAAUUCCCUAGCCAUCAAAUUCAGUUUGGCAAAGUCGAAAUCCUCUCAACCAAGCAUCAGGACUUCACCAAAGGAAGAUUCCAAGAAGCUUUAGAAAACCGCCAUCACAAACCUUUGAUCAACACAGAUCACGGGUAUAACAUCUCAUCUGCCUAUGAAAAUUUAACCAAGCAAUAGACGGUUUUCAUUAGGAUCCAAAUAGGUUGUCACAACUGUUUAAUCUUUUAAUCCUUAUUCU
Messenger RNA from Haliotis rufescens (red abalone), 3374 nucleotides. RefSeq lists its product as uncharacterized. The transcript is spliced from 2 exons. The record is from RefSeq and is a predicted model, not a curated record. Bases 25 to 2088 code for a protein of 687 amino acids. Lineage: Eukaryota; Metazoa; Mollusca; Gastropoda; Lepetellida; Haliotidae.